AUGUCCGAAGUAUCGAUCAAGAAAGGCCCUAUCAGCCUCGCUGCCCUGCUCUUCAAGCCUGCUGGGCAAUCUGGCAAGACCUCGGGUCUUGUUGUUGUCCAUCCUGGCGGCGGUGUCAAGGAACAAACUGCAGGGACAUAUGCGAAAAGGCUUGCUGAUGCCGGUUUUACAACAAUCGUUUAUGAUGCGGCCUUCCAGGGGGCUAAUCCAAACGAGCGUGUGAGCGAUAUUUACGCUGCCAUCGACUACCUCCAAAAUCUUGACUCCGUGGAUUCAGAAAAGAUUGGCGUGCUGGGUAUCUGCGCUGGCGGUGGCUAUGCAGUGGCCGCUGCCAAAGGGGAUCAGCGACUGAAGGCUGUUGCAACUGUUAGCAUGGUGGACAUCGGAGCUUCCGCCCGUCUCGGAUGGGAUGGCGACGAGGACCCUUCCAAACAUGUUGACUCGCUACGUGCAGCGGCAGCCCAGAUUACAGCCGAGGUCAAAGGUGCUGAGCGUGCCGCCGCACCAUAUGUGCCUCCGCAGCCUGACAACAAGACCCCUCGAGACCUGAGGGAGGCUAGUGACUACUAUCUUACUCCGCGAGCACAGCACCCCCGUGCCGAAAACAAAAUGCUUUAUCUUAGUUUCCCUCGCGUUCUCACCUUCGACGCUUUCCAUCUGGCGGAUGUUUUCUUAAAGCAGCCUGUGCUCCUCAUCGCCGGCUCGGAGGCCGGGUCUUUGUGGCACACGGAGAGGUUGGAUAAGCUUAUUGGAGGUGCGACUAAAAAGAUAAUCGUACCGAAAGGAGCGCACAUGGAUUUCUAUGAUAACGAAGCCUAUGUCGGGCCUGCUGUGAAGGAUGUUGCAGAGUUCAUGAAGACGAACUUGGCUUGA
This is a messenger RNA of Penicillium samsonianum, 873 nucleotides long. Its product is annotated as alpha/beta hydrolase. Bases 1 to 873 code for a protein of 290 amino acids. NCBI's taxonomy places the organism in Eukaryota, Fungi, Ascomycota, Eurotiomycetes, Eurotiales, Aspergillaceae. The record is from RefSeq and is a predicted model, not a curated record. The transcript is spliced from 2 exons. Gene Ontology annotation, molecular function: acyltransferase activity, transferring groups other than amino-acyl groups; hydrolase activity.